This is a messenger RNA of Procambarus clarkii (red swamp crayfish), 7695 nucleotides long. The record is from RefSeq and is a predicted model, not a curated record. NCBI's taxonomy places the organism in Eukaryota, Metazoa, Arthropoda, Malacostraca, Decapoda, Cambaridae.
CCGGUGGGAACAUCAGACCGCGGUCCAUGUCCGGGAUGACCAUGGACAUCUUCGAGACGCACCAAGGCACUCACAUCCUACAGUCCCUAGACGGGUUCGCCUUCACCCUCGCCGCGGACGGCAGGUUCCUCUACAUCUCCGAGACUGUCUCUAUAUACCUCGGCCUGUCUCAGGUGGAAAUGACCGGAAGCAGUGUCUUCGACUACAUCCACCAACAAGACCAUCAGGAACUAGCAGACCAGUUAGGUCUGACCCUCGCCACAGGUCAGCCCUUGCCCUCCCCUUCUUCCCUAGGGUCAGAGGAAGGGGCGACAGGGUCACAGGGCACUAUGAACCCUGACGGUAAGCUCCCAUUGGCGACCUGUAUGGCCCUCAACAAUAAUUCACCGUUCAAGGGCUAUGACCGUGCCUUUUGCAUUCGCAUGAAGUCCACACUUACUAAGAGAGGAUGCCACUUUAAGUCUUCAGGUUACAGGGUUGUGUUGAUCUUGGGACACAUACGCCCCCAGUACGUUUUCAGUCACUCGCGCAAGAACCCUCCACAACUGAUGGGUCUGGUAGCCCUGGCCAUUGCUCUCCCCCCACCUUCAGUUCACGAAGUGCGGCUCGAGUCUGAUAUGUUUGUUACCCGGAUAACUUUUGACUUCAGAAUAGCACACUGUGAACCAAAAGUUGCAGACUUGUUAGACUACACAGCAGAUGAGCUCCAAGGUCGAUCAUUGUAUUCCCUAUGUCACGGUCAAGAUGUUGAAAAGCUACGCAAGACUCAUGUUGACUUGAUCCAGAAAGGCCAAGUUAUGAGUCCGUACUUCAGAUUGUUAAAUAAGACCGGGGGAUACACCUGGAUGCAAACGUGUGCGACUGUGGUCAUAAACAACAAAAAUGGCGACGAACAAAAUAUCAUCUGUGUUAAUUACGUCAUAAGCAGGGCAGAAUAUGAGAGCCUAGUCCUCGAUCAAACCCAGCUAGACCCAGCCUUGGCCAACAUGAAGUCAGAUGAUUUGGACUACCCAAAUUCAACCACACCCGAGCAAACAGGCAGUUCGAGGGUGGUGGGUGAGGAAACGGGCGGAUCCCCAAGGUCCUCCAUCAACACUACGGGAGGGGGCUCGGGGGGCACACGCUCCCCCACUGGCCAGUCAGAGCCUAUCUCCACGCCACUCCGAGGUACACCCAGUGUUCCCUUAGAUGGGGCUCAGAUUAAAACGGAGGCCCCUGGCGGCCUAUUGACUCCGAUGGGGAAUGCUGACGUUACAGAGGACUCAGGAGGUGGUUGUGAAGGAGCAUCAUCCCCUGGUUGUGUUUCUGAGCCGCCAGUUUCAACUCCGGGCACCCCUCAUGCUAGAGCCACACCAAUGAUGACCACCACACCUUUGGAAUCAUCUCCUGGUGCCACAGUUGUACCACCAACUCGUAGUGACGAAGGUGCGGUGAGGGAUUUGGAAGCAGCCAUGACACGACACUUGCCAGAUGAUACUACGGAUUUCUCAACAGAUGCUCUUUUAAAGAGUGGAUGCACCUCCACUGGCAUUAGUAGUACAGGGCAGCGCUCCACUAUUCAGUGGGUAGGGGGUACAAGUGGACAGCAGAGUUCUUCCUUACCAGCUUCUACUCUUUUAAGACAACUCUAUGCCAGUCGUGAGAGUGUUAUACGGUCAUCUGUUCAACGGUCAUAUUAUUCAGAAAUGGGUUCAGCCCUCCCAACUCCACCAGGAUCAGAGAGUUAUCAAGAUGCAAUGUUCAGUAAGGGACAUGAUUUCCCUUAUCCUGGAGGUAGCCUUACAGGUUCUGGCUAUCCUGAUUAUCAUUCUGCAAUGACGCCGCCAUCUAGUGUCUCACCUCGUGAAAAAAUGGCUGGAGACUGUGGAGACUUGCGAGGAGCAUCAGGAACUUACCUAGGUGAUGGUGGUGGUAUGCCUGCCCAGCCUGUGCCUCUCAAACCACAAGUAUACUCCUAUGGGUCUUCAGGAGUGCCCUUAGACUCUUCAGCAUAUUCUGCACCUCUUUCUGACCAAGCUGGACUGUAUACUCCUUCCAGUUUUCACCUGUAUCAUGCAAAUGCAGCAAAAUCCACAUCAUCGUAUGAUAGUCUACGUGCCGGUGGCUCUUGGUAUGCACCUUCAUCAUAGCAAUAAUAGUUUUCAUACUUCUGAAUAAAUCCCAGGCUUUCCUUGCACAACAGCCUGAUGUGUGUAUGAACAUCUGAAGCAAGGUCUAAUCAAAUUUAAAAGUUUUGAACUGUACUCUGAUUAAAAAAAAAAGUUUUUGGCCUGUGUAUGUAGUGAAAAUAUUUUUUACCGCACAUGCAGUCUCCAGUGAUUAUGUAGUGAUCAGUGACACUUACUCCGAACAGUAUUUAAUAAGCGGUAUGCAUGUAGGCUACUAGUGCGUCAACAAUACAGUACCUAACAUUUAAAUAACCUAUUCAGUAUCAGAUCACAUUUUUACAGUGUGGUCCAAAGGAGUGUGUUUUUUACUGCUCUGUUUGUCUGUCUUCCAUGGGCUCCCCUGGAUACAUAUCGCUGUUUUUUCUUGUCUAGCCAGGCUGUAAGAAUAAACUGAUACCAGUGAUUCAUUUGGAGGUGAAACAAGCUCAUGGGAAUGAGUUUAAACAUAUCCAUAUGUCUGAAUCAGUCUAAAGUAGGUAGGGCCUAAGGAAUUUUUCAGUCAUUCCUCUUAGAGUAAUAUAUUGUACUAUUUUAAGGAUAAUUAUAACAUUUUAUCAUAUUCGUCACAUUAUCUGACCCACAAAAUUUGUUUGACUCUGAAUAUUAAGAGUAAAUUUUCAGACAUAAAUAAAUUAAGUAAAAUUUAAAUUUUCUUACUGAAUUGUAUAAAUUACGAGUGAUAGAAAAUUAACCUACACAGGCAUUUCCUAUGGUAUGUUCAAUUAUAUAUAUAUAUAUAUAUAUAUAUAUAUAUAUAUAAAAGAGACCAAGUGGUUAAUUACAGUUUCUGUUGAUGCUAUUGUAAUAUAAACGUAUUCAAUGUUCUGUAAAUUUUGUCUUGCAGAUAUUGGAGACACGACAGGCUGAUAAGUGCAAUGUAAAUUACUAAAUGUUCACAUGCGCUGUAACUUACUAGUGUUAAUAAGUUACUGUGUCAGUCCGUGAACAGCAAUCUAAGUGACUGUUGAGGUGCAAUAUUGAGGUUGUCAAGUGAAUAGAACAUGUGAAUAUCAUUAUCAUAUCGCAAAAGUAAUUUAAGCUUUUAUGUUCUCGUGUAUCCAAGGAAAACUUAACACAAUUAAAGAAUAAUGUAAGAUAUUGUAAAUAAUUUACUGGUAAAGACAUUCCUUUUUUUUUGUUUUUAAUUUAUGGUGCUUUGAAAACUUUAUUGUGAAUUUGCUGCUUCAAACAGCAGACGUUCCACCUUUGAACCUGUAUAUACCCAUUUUUGAUCAGUAUUUAACUACUUAAUGUUUAGUGACUAAGUCCUACAUUGCAGACUGUGGUGAAGCAAUGACAAAUUAUGCAUCUGAAUUUUCUGUGUUAUCUCAAGAAUGUGUGCUAUGAGACAUAAUUUAUCAGAACCUUUAAAUAAUUUGCAUUGUUCCCUUUAUUUGGAAGUACCUUACUCACAUCUUAUUUGAGGUGACAGAUGUCUGAGAGUUAAGGGAAACAUUAACCCAAUUUGACAAAAUUUGAAAAAUUGCAUUAUGAGUGUAUUAGUACCUUCGUAUUUUUUGCUAUACAUUUUAGUUUAAUAUAAACAUUUUGGUAAGGAAAGUGUGAAAAUAUGUUAUUUGCGAGAGGUCAGGUCAAACAAACUGAUGUGUGGUUAAAUUUACAUUAAUGCUGUACAUUCCAAAAAAAUUAGUGUUAGCUGGUUGGCAUGCAAAUUUUGAUAUGGUUUAUGCAUUUAAAGGCAUGAUAAAGUUAGUACUGUACAGAACAUACUAAAAUAAUACUCGUAUGGCUAAUACAUGAACAUGCAAUGUUUUUUACUAUAAACAUUUUUAUGGUCAGUGGAAAAUGUGUUUGGCCUCAUAGUGUUUAUAAGAGAAGUCAUGAGGAAUGUUUCAUCUAGAUGGGUGGCCACCUAAGGUCUUGAACAUGCAAUUUUAUUAGUUAAGAAUUUGUUGGGGGGGAUAACUUAUUCAUGAUGUAAAAUUUUUUUUUGAAGAUUAUCCUCCAUUGUUAUGUCUGGUGCAAGGUAAAAUGGAUUACUCUUGUAAAACUUACAUCACCAAACUACAUUGAAGAAGAAGAUUGCUGCAAGGUGGUGCAGUUUUUUAAACUUGAUGGCCAAGCACAAUUGAAAAAAAUAAAGCAAUAACGUUCUAGAAAAUGAAGACUGGUUUGUCUCAUCACAGAUGUCUCUCCUUUUCCUCACUAACGUCCUAACCUGUUUAUUGUCUUUAGUGGUAGUUUUCAUAUAAAGAAAACCCCUUUUUCUGCUCAUUAUUUUUUAGAUUAGGGCAAAUAGUUUUUAUUUAUCUGCAGUGUGUUGGUAAGAAUGAAUGAACGUUUUAGAUAAAGUUUAAUUUUAAAUGAAUCAUUGAUGGUUUUAUAGGUUAUUAGUUUGAUCAUCCCCCAUUGCUAAACCCUUUAAUAACUGUAUUUUGUUACCAGAUUUUAGAAAUGUUAAAAGAAAUACUGUAUACUUGACUAUAAGAGACAAGGAGAAAACUAGUAUGUGGCAGGAAGAGAUGUGAGGGUUUCAUCAGACUAUAUAAUAGUGGCAAUAUUUUAUUAAUAUGAUGUAUUUUAUUGUUUUAGACGACUUGCUAGAAUGAACAUAUGACUAUGAAAAAUAUUUGUUUUGUAAGCAAAAUUUCAUAUCUAAAUAUUACUCAUUUAUUGCUGCUUAAAUUGUGCAAGGUAAUUAUAAGUUUUGGAAAGUAAUUUUUUUUUCUUUCCAUGAGCAUUCUUAGUACUUCUUCAUGGGAUUUGAUGUACAUUCCAUAAUGCACACUACACAUAAAUUGAUACAUACGUUGCAUUUAUAUUUCAUUCCGAGUACCCAUUCCAAGAAUGAGCUUAUGGUAAUUUUAUCACUCUGUAAGUUAGUAAUAUUGUCAGAGACUAAUUGUGCACAUGAUUUACAUGGCUGCUAGUAAGACAGCCACGGCAUGUGCGCAUGCCGUUUGGAACUACGUGUGGUCGUUAGUACAAAAUGAUGUUGAAAUCUUUUUAUAUGUUGUCAGAUAUGUGCAGCAAUUUAAAUUUAAAAUGUAUCAGUCUGUGCAUUUAUUUAUUUUAAAAUUUCCGUCCUUAAAUUCAGUAGGCGAUAUGUGGAUAUCUCAAGAUGCAUAAAUUUUAACUUUGACUAUCCUUAAAGAAUUAUUAUUAUUUACAGUCCUUAUUUGUUAAAAAACAAUCAUUGUGUGCUUGCAUUAUAAGAAAAAACUUUGAAAUGCAGAUACAUUGAAGCUAAAUAUUAAUGUGUUCUGCUCAGGAAAUUGUAUUAUUUCUUAUCUCUUUUUUUUUUCCCUAUUGAUUAUUACUGCAGGUAUUUCACAACUAUAAACAUAUGAACUAGUUAUUGUUGCUAUUUAAGUUUGUUUCAAAUAUACUAGCUAUGGAAUGUAUACGUUUUUUGUUUUAAGAGCAUUUCAGUGUAACUUUGUACAGUACUGUAUUCUGAAUACAGCCAAAGUUCAGAAUAGAUCAAAUCGUUUAAUUGUACUUGUCGGCAUAUGUCAUCUUAUUGUUAAUUGGUGCCUGUCAAACACUAGGAACAUAGUGGAACCAAUUUAUUAUUUAUAUUAUUACUAAAUUAUAUAAUAAACAAUUGUAUAAUUGCUUCUUGAAAUAUUUUUACUUCAAAUUGUGACAGAUGCAGCUAGGAUAUACUUGUUCAGAUUGAGAAUAGAAAUAUCUUAUUAUAUCUAAUAAUGGUUACUUUCUAUUUUGAGCAAGAUUUUUAAAUACAGUACAGUAUAUGUAAUGCAGAUAUAUUGAUCUGCAUUUCUGCUAAUGAGGUUGUGAAAAUGUUUGAAAGAAAAAAUCUGAGAGACCCAUUGAGAGUUGUUGUUGGUAUAAUGCUGAUACUGCACACACAAAUAACUAAUAUAUUUCCUGAAAUGUUAACUGAUAUAAUGAGGUGAUUGGUAAUGUAUUGUUUUCAGUCUACAGUAGAUGCUUGAGGAAGAAUGAGUUAAAAAGUAUACCUUACAGCACAAUUAAAAACACACAAAUUACAUACACGCACACACUCACUCCAAAACAUAGAAUUGUGAGAAAGUACUACAAUUUUUUUUAGGACUAGUAGAUAAAUGGGAAGAACUAGAUGAACGGGUAGUAGAUGCCAGCUCCAUCAUCUUCAGUUUCAGAAGUAGAUAUGAUAGCAGAAAUUUAGGUCAGGAGUCUUUGCAUUCAAUGACCAGAGGCUGUAAAUUUGGUACCAAAAAUUUAGGUCAGGAGUCUUUGCAUUCAAUGACCGGAGGCUGUAAAUUUGGUACCAAAUAGCUGAAGCUCGAUCCUGCAGGCAUGGAUAAGUACUGUACACACAAUUUUAAAAAUAUAACCCAUAAACAUGCAUGCAAAAACCACAUACACACACUGCUGUAUCAAUGACACUUUCUUCAUUCGUAAUAACAUUAUAAUUGAGCAUUAUAUAUAUAUAUAUAUAUAUAUAUAUAUAUAUAUAUGGACCUACAUGAGAUAUCUCUCCAGUUAAUUGAUAAGUGAUCAUAUGUUAAGUAGUAUCCUGACUUAUAAUAUAGCUCAAGUGAUAGGCACAAAAUAUUUACUUUUUGUGCCUUGGAAAGAUCAGAUAAAAGACCUGUAGCAUUUUACUCCUUGGGAAGAUCAGACAAGAUACCUUUAUAUUUUUUAUUAACACUUAGCUCAAGUGUCAAGAACCUUUAUUGUAAAUGGUGUACAUAUAAAUGUUGCUGCUUUAAUAUAUAAAGUUCAACAGCAUUCUUGAUAACUUGAGUAUUUUGGGCUUACAGAAGUUGUUUCAUAGCACUGCAGAGUUAACUGAACCCAAUAUUAUUCAUGUUGAGUAAAAAGGAACAAAGUCUCAAUUGUUAAUUUCUUAUAACUUAUGUUAGUGUAUCAACAAGAAGUUUCCAAAAGCCCCUGGUAGUUUUUCUACUUCAUUAGUUCUUGCUUUUCCCCACUGAGGAUAUAAUUUUUUGCAAUUUCUAUUGGUGCUGAAUAUUGCUGUAAAAGUGAAUACAUUCCAUUACAUCUAUGAAUCCAGUAAUAAGUGCUAAAAGAACGUGUGUAGAUAAAAUUAGGCAACCUUUUUACAACAGAACACAAAUGGAUGCUUGAGAAUAUCACUUGGAAUGUAUUUAAGUGAGUGAUAUCGAGGACUUGCUAAGGUUACCAAAUAUAUCGGGUAGUUUUAAUCACUCCUGUGUUUAUUAGCUUGAGGUGAAGAAAACAUCACUAUCCUUUUGUAUAGUUGUUGUAAUUAGGAUAACUCUAAACAUAUACAUAGUAGUGCAGUGAUUAAAAGAAAAAAUGGGCAUAUUAUAUACAGUAGCAAGUCCACGGUAUUUGAGAAUGGAGUGAAUGAUGGCAUGUAAAUCUAACUUGUGUUAUGUUUUGUAUAGUUAUAUAUUUCAUUCUUUUCUGUUGAUCCCAUCAUGUUUUGUAAAGUAUUCCUAGUUCUGCCUCUGGGAAGAUGUAAAGAACUGGCAUUGCAAAGCUUCGGUAUGCAAUCAAUGUACACAUCUUAUCACAUCCUAGGUGUAAGAUCUCUGCACUUGGAAGAAAUAAAUAUGUUGUUACUGUA